Cladophialophora psammophila CBS 110553 is the source of this 2466-nucleotide messenger RNA. RefSeq lists its product as uncharacterized. The transcript has a single exon. NCBI's taxonomy places the organism in Eukaryota, Fungi, Ascomycota, Eurotiomycetes, Chaetothyriales, Herpotrichiellaceae. Gene Ontology annotation, molecular function: ATP binding; RNA helicase activity; nucleic acid binding. The record is from RefSeq and is a predicted model, not a curated record. Gene Ontology annotation, cellular component: nucleus. The coding region runs from base 1 to 2466 and encodes 821 amino acids.
AUGUCUCGCUUCUAUGCACGCUACGUACCCUCCACGACAAGGGCUGACGCCAUCCCAGACACUCUUGAGAAACGUGUUUCCAACCGAGACAAGCGCAAGCGAGACCAAGAUUCAACGACUCGGGAGAAGAGAAGCAAAAAGCUGAAGACAUCAAGCACAACAGAUCUAGCCCUUGAAACGCCCCUUUUCUCGACUUCAGAGAAAACUACAUUGAUCGCCGAAGACUUUUCAACUACAAUCGGGAAGAGAGUCUUGGACAAAUAUCGCGUUACGGAGGCUGCAAGAUCCGAGGACGCCUCAGUUAGUUUUCAACCCAAAAUACCGAAAGAGCCCCGUCACGACGAUCACGACUUGGAAAAUGGGAAUCGUCAGACACAUGAUAGUGUGAGAAAGAAGGAGAAGAAGAAGGCCAAGCGUGGGAAUGCAAUUGAACAGGAGGAUGAAAAGGCAGAUGAUGCACAUGCUCAAAAGCACACCGCGCUGCUCUCAAAAUAUGAAAGAUCGAGACAACAAGAUCAAAAAGAAACAAAGAUCGACACAGCAUCAGAAGAACCGCCUGCAGAACUCCAUGGUCUUGAACCACUACCUCAACCAAAGCAGAUAGAUAUUGUUUCAGAGAAGCCAACCUACUCUAUCCUACCACCUUGGCAAGAGGACCCAUUACUAGUUCCUUUGAAUUCCUCCUCAACCUUUGCAUCACUCGGGAUCAAAGAGCCCUUGUUGGACAAUUUGAAAAGACAAGGACUACGGCAGGCAUUACCGAUACAAGCAUCUGUGUUACCAUUGCUGCUCAAUGGUCCUGAUCAGCACCCAGGCGACCUCUGCGUAUCGGCUGCCACCGGCUCCGGCAAAACUAUCUCGUAUGUUUUACCCAUCGUGGCCGAUUUGAAGGAUCUCCCAGGUACAAAGCUUAGGGCUGUCAUUGUGGUCCCAACGCGAGAGCUCGUGAAGCAGGUACGUGAACUGUGUGAGGCUUGUGCAGCAGGAACUUCUCUUAAAUUCGCCACUGCCGUGGGGAGCAAAUCUCUCACCGAAGAGCAAGGGUUGCUUGUCAGAGGAGAAAAGAUUUUCGAUCCAGAGGAGUACGAGCGAUGGCAACAGAGCCCUAUCCAGUGGUCCAACUUCUCGUUAGCAAGGUUGGCCCAAAAUGCAAGAGAUGCGGACCCGAUGGAGUCUGUGGGCUAUGUCACACACUAUAGAUCUAAAGUGGACAUACUGAUUACGACGCCCGGUCGGUUGGUCGAUCAUCUCAAGUCCACCUUGGGUUUCACCCUUGACAAUGUGAAAUGGCUUGUUGUGGACGAAGCAGACAGAUUGCUGAAUGAAAGCUACCAGGAAUGGAUUGCCGUCGUCAAACCCGCCUUAGAGUCACGGACGGCAACCCAGAAGAGUGAUGGAAUCCUCCGCCACAUGAGGAUGACACUCGCGAGACGAAAUGUGAGCAAAGUCUUGCUUUCCGCAACCAUGACCCGCGACUUGUCUAAGCUCAAUGCUCUGGGACUAUAUAACCCAAAGCUGGUUGUGCUAGCUGGCACUCAAGAAAAGACAACUGUAUCUGGAGGCAAUGCAGCACCCGAACUGCUGAAAGAAGAGGUGGGACAAAAAGACGAUGAAAUUGUCUAUCUACCUGUUAGCCUCAAAGAAACCGUCAUACCUGUCACUGACGGCGCCGAAAAGCCGUUGUAUCUCCUGGAACUACUUCAAAACCAUAUCACACUCUCUUCAAAGCUGUUGAACCCGGAUGACACUGCUCGGCGUUCGUCGCUAGAUUCAGAGGCCGAAGCCGACUCCAUUUCAUCCUCAGAUUCCGAUUCCGAAGAUCUGACAUCUUCGGGAGAUGACUCGACUACAGACACAGCAUCCGACUCAGGUGAAAGUGAGGCGACUCCAAGUCUCAGGAUGGAAAAGGUUGCGGAGAGUCAACAGAGGACUAGAGUGCCCCGAGCUUUAAUUUUCACCCGCUCUACCGCUUCAGCGACGAGACUGUCUCGGUUACUGAGUAUCGUCAAUCCUCCUUUGGCUUCGCGAAUCUCGACCCUGACACGGAGCACUACAUCGUCUGCCUCGUCACGUCGUGCCUUAUCUUCCUUCCGCAAGUCGAAGGUAUCAAUCUUGAUUGCCACAGACCGUGCUUCUCGUGGUCUGGACGUGCCUGGCCUUGAGCAUGUCAUAUCAUACGACGUUCCAAACAGUGCUUUGACAUACGUGCAUCGCGUCGGUCGAACUGCUCGGGCCGGCAGAGUUGGUCAUGCAUGGACAUUCGUUGAACAUAGGGAGGGAGCUUGGUUUUGGCGUGAAAUCGGAGGCAAAACCAAACACACAAUGCCAGGAACAGGCGUCGACCGAAUCUCGAUCAGUAGGCAGACCAAGAUUUCCAAGCUCGGUUUGAAUCUUGAGGGAGAAGGCCUCAAACAGAGAUACGAGGCGGCUCUCCAGCAACUAGAGAAAGAAGUCCUGGGCAAGUAA